Molecule: messenger RNA, 792 nt
Organism: Eurypyga helias (sunbittern)
Lineage: Eukaryota; Metazoa; Chordata; Aves; Eurypygiformes; Eurypygidae
Product: chromosome unknown open reading frame, human C3orf52
Source: RefSeq, a predicted model, not a curated record
AUGAGUUGCCUCCGAGCUUGCUUCAGCCACAGAGGUCCUCGCGCAGAGGCAGGAGCUAUGAAAAGGCAGAGCUCUGGUCCGGAGCACGAGAUCAUUGAAUUACAAGAAGAUAAAGCGGACGAAAGUGAGGCUGAUCAUGGCAAGCCUCUAAAUGCUCAAACAAGAAAGGAGACAGACCACUGGAAAUCAUGUGGGAAUGUAGUUUUCUGGAAAUGUAAACUAUGGAUGGUUGUAACUGCAAUUUUUCUAGUACUCUUCCUCGUCAUUCUCAUCAGCCUAAUUCUUUAUUCUAAUGUUUACACAGAUGAGGAUGACUAUUGGGAUGCUGAUGCACUACUAAAUAGUGGAAAUAGUCACAAUUUUACGGGAACAUUGGAAUUAAUGUGUGGUCUCCCACAUCUUUUCUCUGAAGACAUUGCUAAGAGGUUAACAGAUGUCUACAGCUCAUCUCCAGCUCUAGGACGCUACUUUAGGUCAGCUCAGGUGGUUUAUUUCAGCAACGAAAGCUCCACCGUAUUUUAUCAGCUAGAGUUUUCUGUACCACCAUCAACAGAGGGGUUUAUGGAAAACACAAUGAACCCAGAUUUUAUAAAAAAUGUUUUACGUCAAAAUAUUUAUGAUGAAGAUGAUACUUUUAAUUCUGGGAUAUAUGAAUGUAACAAGUUGAAGCUAGACCCGACUUCUCUCACAUUGACAUGUAAGUGCUGUGCAUUAGAGGGACUUUUUACAAAGAGCAGAAGUAUUAAUCUGAAAGGAGGAAAGUCUUUCUGGAAAGAGGUUGAGAUCUGUUAG